AUGAAACGUAUCCUUAUUCUUGAUGAUGUUGAAGUACCGGGUAUUGUAACUCGCUUCAAUUAUGUGGAUUUUAUCAAUGAUGAUGAUGAAAAAGUUCAAUUAUUCAUAUUUACAAGUACAAACGGUGUAUCAGAGAUCGACAAGAAAAGUUCGCAUCUAAUCGAAUAUAAAGAAGUUGAUCAUCCAAGUACAGAUGGAACAUUAGAAAUAUGGGCAAAUGAAAUUCAGCACAAAUAUUCACUAACACAUAUUUACACAAAGAAUGAAGAACUUAUCAUUCGUGCUGCUUAUUUGAGAAAUUUAUUUGGAAUAAAAAAUGGUCUUCAAUCGGAAGAUGUCGCAUUCUACCGUGAAAAGGUUAAAAUGAAAGAGUGUGCUAGACAAGGGGGAUUUCUUGUACCGAAUUUUGAACGUAUAUUAGCACCUGCCACAAUUCUGAAAUUUAUCGAACAAUACGGAUAUCCCGUAGUAAUCAAACCAACAAUGGGCUGUGCUGUGUCCGGAGUAGAAGUAAUAAAAGAUGAAGAAGAACUAAAAGUCUAUUUCAAAAAAAAACUAUUUAGUUCAAUCGAUUUAGGGCAACGAGCUGAUUUUGUUGGUGAAACAAUGAUUGAAUCGUUUGUUAAUGGACGAAUAUAUAAUGUCAACGGAUAUGCUUACCAUGGUCAAAUUCAACAAAUUUGGCCGUUUGAAUAUUUGCACACAUGUCUAGAAUUUGCAUUACACGGAAAAGCCUACGGGAAUUCAUCAAUUCGUUCAAAUGAACCACUGUAUACCCAGUUAAAAGAUGCUGCACAAAACUUGUUAAGCAUCCUUCCUACACCUGAUAAUCUCGUCUUUCAUUUGGAACUCUAUGAAAAUGUGAAUUUUAAUGGAACAAAUGGUCAAUUUAUUCUGUGUGAAAUAGCUGCAAGGGGUCCCGGUGGGAGUAUUGGUGCUCUGAUUGACAUAAUCGAAGGUGAAAGAUUUGCAGAAAUAGAUUUUAGAGUGAGUAACGAAUUACCCGUUAGUAAAAAACAGAAAGAAAAAUUGGAUAUUAUUGUUAGUGAUUUGGUGAUACCUCGUCAAAAGGGAAAAUUAAUGUACAUACCAUUAGAAUGUCCUAUUCAAGGUAUAAACUAUAUUCCAAUUGCAAAAUGUGUGUCCUCUUAUACCAAAUAUGAUGUGAAUACGACAAAUAGUGCAUGUCGAAUGGUAGCGGUGGGAAAUGACAGAGAAGAAACACAAAAAUUAGUUUAUAAAGGUUUAGAAUGGUUCGAGUCAUCAUGUAUUAUAACGAAUGACAAUGAUUCAUCGACGCAAACACUCAGUAAAGAAAUAUAUCGAUUUCUUCAUAAAUUAUUUCUUUAG
Didymodactylos carnosus is the source of this 1350-nucleotide messenger RNA. NCBI's taxonomy places the organism in Eukaryota, Metazoa, Rotifera, Eurotatoria, Philodinida, Philodinidae. The record is from the annotation of a GenBank genome assembly.